CUUCUCUCAUCAUCUUCCCACAUUCUCUGUAUUCUUCUUCCUCUCACUUUUUUUGCCCUAAUUCUUUGGGGUUUCAGAUGUUCUUGAUCCUCUCCUCGCCUACUCAACAACCGCUUCUCCACUGCUUCUCCAACGCUGUGUUUUUCUUCUUCUUCUUCUGCUUCUUCUUGGUGUUCGUGUCGGCUCUUCAGUCAUGCCUAUGUCUACCCUCGUCAAUUACAGUGGGGACGAUGAUUUCUAUCCCGGGGGGUCAUUUUACACAAAUCCCAUGGAUUCCGGCUUAUUGGUUUCAAUUGGCUCCUGUAUGGAUGUAUACUGCCCUCCUCGCAAGCGGUCUCGCAUUACUGCUCCAUAUAUCUUCAGGGAAAACAACCUUGAGCUGGAAAAGCGACCAUCCAUUGAUGUUCUUCCAGAUGAAUGCCUCUUUGAGAUCUUGAGACGCCUUCCUGGAGGCCAAGAGAGGAGCUCCUGCGCUCGGGUCUCCAAGCGGUGGCUUAUGCUCCUUAGCAGUAUCCGUAGGACUGAGAUCUGCCCAAGAAAGAGCUCUCAAUCUUUGAAUGAGUCCUCAAAGCUGGACAAGGAGUUAACUAUUCCCGUUCCUGAUGAUAUUGAAAUGAUCUCUGCUGAAGAUCGGGAACUUGGGAGUGAUGGGUACCUUACAAGAUGUUUGGAAGGGAAGAAGGCAACAGAUAUAAGCCUUGCUGCUAUUGCAGUUGGAACCAGUAGUCGAGGGGGAUUGGGAAAGCUUUCAAUCAGGGAGAGCAGUUCUUCUCGUGGAGUUACCAACCUUGGUCUUUCCAAAAUUGCCCAUGGUUGCCCUUCUCUAAGGGUUCUUUCUCUGUGGAAUGUCUCAGCUGUUGGGGAUGAAGGUCUAUUUGAGAUAGGUAACGGAUGCCACAUGUUAGAGAAGCUCGAUCUCUGUCAGUGUCCUUUGAUUUCCGACAAGGGUUUGAUUGCUAUUGCAAAGAAUUGCCCUAAUUUGACUGCUUUAACAAUUGAGUCUUGUGCAAACAUUGGGAAUGAGAGCUUGCAAGCUAUUGGAAGUCUCUGCCCCAAACUACAAUCCAUCUCUAUCAAAGACUGCCCUCUUGUUGGGGAUCAAGGAGUUGCUGGUCUGUUAUCAUCAGCGACUUCUAUCCUUUCCAAGGUAAAGCUUCAAUCCUUGAACAUCACAGAUUUCUCUCUUGCCGUAGUUGGGCACUAUGGCAAGGCUAUCACCAGUCUUACCCUCAGUGGUCUCCAAAAUGUGAGUGAGAAAGGCUUUUGGGUCAUGGGCAAUGCCAUGGGCCUCCAGACCCUGAUCUCUUUGACAAUUACUUCCUGCCGGGGUAUAACAGAUGUGAGUCUUGAAGCCAUGGGAAAGGGUUGUCCCAAUCUAAAACAGAUGUGUCUGCGGAAGUGUUGCUUUGUAUCUGACAAUGGGCUGAUUGCCUUUGCAAAAGCUGCAGGAUCUCUUGAGGGCCUGCAAUUGGAGGAGUGCAACAGGGUCACCCAGUUGGGGGUUAUUGGUUCCCUUUCAAAUUGUGGAUCUAAAUUAAAAUCUCUUUCACUGGUGAAAUGCAUGGGAAUCAAGGACAUAGCUGUGGGAACACCUAUGCUCUCUCCUUGCCACUCUCUUCGGUCCUUGUCCAUCCGAAACUGCCCAGGGUUUGGCAGCGCUAGCUUGGCAAUGGUGGGAAAGUUAUGCCCUCAAUUGCAUCAUGUUGAUCUGAGCGGACUUGAUGGAAUGACAGAUGCUGGGCUUCUCCCACUUCUUGAAAGCUGUGAGGCAGGACUUGCCAAGGUGAACCUUAGUGGCUGCUUGAAUUUGACAGAUGAGGUGGUUUUAGCCAUGGCUAGGCUGCAUGGUGAAACCCUCGAACUGCUGAAUCUUGAUGGGUGCAGGAAGAUUACUGAUGCAAGCUUGGUGGCGAUUGCAGAUAAUUGUCUAUUACUUAAUGAUCUCGACUUAUCAAAGUGUGCAAUUACUGAUUCUGGCAUUGCUGCUCUGUCCUGUGGAGAGAAGCUCAAUUUGCAAAUCCUUUCAGUGUCAGGUUGUUCUAAGGUAUCAAACAAGAGCAUGCCUUCUUUAUGCAAAUUGGGCAAGACUCUGCUGGGCCUGAAUCUCCAACACUGCAAUAAAAUCAGCAGCAGCUCAGUCGAGCUGCUUAUGGAGAGCUUGUGGAGGUGUGAUAUCCUCUUCUAAGCAACAAAAAAUUGGCAAAUAUGAAGGUGUUCAACCAGAUCAGGAAUUUCAAGAACUUGCAGUUUGGAAAGAUAGUUGAAGCAUGAUGCUCGUACAGUCAGCUCACACGUAGCAAUGUAGUUUUUUGGCUCUCCGCUGUGGGCCUGCUGGUAGCUCAGUGGUUUGGUUGUUUUCCAGGGGACUUUGGCAGUUCACUUUUCCACCCUCUUUUUGCAGGUUUUCUAUCAUUGGAAAGCUUGUUACAACUGUUUGGCCUCCCAUUAACGGGAGGCCACCUCUUUCAUGGCCAUGGUUCCCUGAGAAUACAGUCACCAAGUCCUGGUUUUAGGUUACCACUAGUGUUUGGUCCUGGUUUUGUAUUGCUGGGUGUGCUAUACCUGGUGUUUUAGCUUUGUCACACAUUCCUUUGAUGGUGUGGCUGGACUAAGCUUUCUCUAUUUUCAGUCCUACAAUCUGUUUUCUGGGUCAGUCCAUAUUAGUUGCAAGUGUCUUUACGAGCCUUGUGUUUGCAACUCUUUCCAAGAGUUGAGAGUCCUUGUUUUUCCUUUUAUUUAAGUUCCUAGUUUAUGGUUGCUUUGGACAGUUCCUGGUGGGGGGGCUUGUUUUUACGGGCUUUGGCUGUGGCUACGUCAUUCAGCUUGCCACCACAACCCUGAUGGUUGUUUUUUUGUAACCAAGUCCUUAUCUGCGUAUGAAUUGUACUCUGCAACAACUUUGUUAUUAAGUAAAGGAUUGGGAUUUUGCCAUUUUUUAGUUCA
Messenger RNA from Vitis riparia (riverbank grape), 2943 nucleotides. Its product is annotated as EIN3-binding F-box protein 1-like. The coding region runs from base 194 to 2185 and encodes 663 amino acids. Gene Ontology annotation, biological process: SCF-dependent proteasomal ubiquitin-dependent protein catabolic process. Gene Ontology annotation, cellular component: SCF ubiquitin ligase complex. Gene Ontology annotation, molecular function: protein binding. The record is from RefSeq and is a predicted model, not a curated record. Lineage: Eukaryota; Viridiplantae; Streptophyta; Magnoliopsida; Vitales; Vitaceae. The transcript has 2 exons.